Messenger RNA from Penicillium samsonianum, 1804 nucleotides. RefSeq names its product aminopeptidase P family protein. Gene Ontology annotation, molecular function: metalloaminopeptidase activity; manganese ion binding. Gene Ontology annotation, cellular component: mitochondrion. The record is from RefSeq and is a predicted model, not a curated record. NCBI's taxonomy places the organism in Eukaryota, Fungi, Ascomycota, Eurotiomycetes, Eurotiales, Aspergillaceae. The transcript has 10 exons. Bases 56 to 1546 code for a protein of 496 amino acids.
GCGAUAACAACCUCCAACAGUUUACUCUUAUCACUUAUUUUUGGGACCUUGAAGCAUGGCGGCAUGCAGGUCUCUUGUGCGCCAAUGCGCUGUACACAUGCGCUCAUCUAGGGCUUUGAGUCAUUCAUUGCGCCAAUUACCUAGAUGCAACCCUCUGCCUCGCAGUUAUGCUACGUCGGUGGCCGCCGCGGAACUCAAAUUCGGCCAGCCAUUGCAUGAGACGCAUCCCCACAUCCUCAGCCCAGGCGAACUUACGCCUGGAAUCACCGCCCUUGAAUAUGCGCAACGUCGAUCGAAGCUCGCCAACAAGCUACCAAAAGGCGCGAUUGCGGUGCUGGCUGCCUCGGAGGUCAAGUACCGUGCGCAAGGUAUCUUCACUGAGUACCGCCAGGAUUCCAAUUUCUUUUACCUGACGGGAUUCAACGAACCGAAUGCGCUGGCGAUCAUCGGGAACGAUGGCUCUGGCGACAACCAUAUCUUCCAUUUAUAUGUGCGGGAAAAGGACCCCAAGGCAGAACUCUGGGACGGGGCGCGCUCCGGCACCCAGGCUGCUGUGGAUGUCUUCAAUGCGGAUGAGACAGGAAACAUUGAACGCAUUGGUGAUAUUUUGCCAAGUAUUGUUCAGGGAGCGACAGAGGUUUACUCGGAUAUCCCCACAUUUGAUGGCUCAAGAUCGAGUUUGAAUCGGUAUCUGUAUGGGCCAACAGUCGCGUCAGAAAAGCUGAAAAAGGUCGUCGAUCACCGCAAGGUCAAGCCAUUGAAGCAUCUGCUCAAUGAAAUGAGGGUGUUCAAGAGCGAGAAUGAGGUUGUACAUAUGCGCCGUCUGGGACAAGCGUCUGGGAGAGCUUUCACCGAGGCAAUGCGACAGGACUUCACCCGAGAGAAAGAUCUGUAUUCGUUCCUGGAGUACCAGUUCAAGGUGAAUGGUUGUGAUACCAACGCUUUUGUCCCGGUUGUCGCGGGUGGUCAGAACGCCUUGGCUAUUCACUACACUCGAAAUGACGAUGUAUUGAAGGAUGGUGAUUUGGUUCUCGUUGAUGGCGGUGGUGAAUGGGGAAGCUAUAUUUCCGACAUUACUCGAACAUGGCCUGUCAAUGGCAAGUUCUCUGAUCCCCAGCGGGAUCUGUACAAUGCUGUGCUCAACGUGCACCGGCGCUGUCUCGCUCUGUGUCGCGAGACCUCCAAUCUCUCUUUAGACAAACUCCAUGGCAUCGCCGAGAAUGGAUUGAAAGACGAGCUCAAGUCGCUUGGCUUUGAUCUUUCCGGCAAUGCACUGAACAUUCUUUUCCCGCACCAUCUGGGCCACUAUAUUGGCCUGGACGUCCAUGACUGCCCUGGGUAUUCCAGAGGCUACGACCUGAAAGCAGGUCAAUGUAUAACAAUUGAACCGGGUAUUUAUGUUCCUAACGAUGAACGAUGGCCCGCCCACUUCCGUGGGAUCGGAAUUCGCAUCGAGGAUAGUGUUUGUGUCGGAGACGAACACCCGAUUGUUUUAACCCCUGAGGCUGUCAAGGAGGUCGUGGAUAUUGAGGCGCUGCGUAAUUAGAUGUGAUGUAUACGUUGGCCGUCAGAUCUCUCAAAUUCCCAUGUACAUUAGCACAAGGCUCCAAAAGAUCAUAUUUGAGCCCCUUUAUUUUCUUUUAUUUUGUUUCCUCUGAUCUAUAAUCUACAUGUCUGAACUAUCCUUGCCUAGAUUACAUUCUGGUGGCUGGUCUGGGGCUGUUUGGGGGCUGGUCCGGGGUGGUUGGAGACGACCGGACAUUUUUAGCAGUUGUAUGUUAAGAAGAGAAACAUUGGACAAAAU